Molecule: messenger RNA, 600 nt
Organism: Gymnodraco acuticeps
Lineage: Eukaryota; Metazoa; Chordata; Actinopteri; Perciformes; Bathydraconidae
Product: PTB domain-containing engulfment adapter protein 1-like
Exons: 6
Coding region: 1-522 (173 amino acids)
Source: RefSeq, a predicted model, not a curated record
AUGAGUGACACGGAGGAAGAUAAUGAGAUCUCCUUUCCAGUAAAGUUUCUUGGCCGGGUUGAGGUGGUCCGCUCUGAUGGACUAGAGAUCCUGUCUGAGGCUGCUCAGAGCCUAAAGACUCCAGAUCAAUUCUCCUCAGAGAAGGCAGCGAGGAAGAGCAAGGUCCAUCUCUUCCUUUCGCUCAGUGGGAUUGACAUAUUGGAAAACAAAACCAAGUUUCUGCUGUACUCGUGUCCUCUGUCCACUAUUUCCUUCUGUGCCGUCCUACCGUCUUCGCCCAAAGUGUUUGGAUUUUUGGCUCGACACCCUGCAGCAGACACCAACCACUGCUACCUGUUCCAGAGCCAGGCGUUUUCUCACGUGCUGGUCUCAGUCAUUGGGGAUGCAUUCAGAGCCUCAAAAAAGGAGGAGAGCAUCAGGGGAGGGAGAGACCUGAUAGUGGAGGCCCUCAGACAUAAGAAUAAAGUGCUGCAAAGAGAGAAUGAGGAGCUGAAGAGGAGGCUUGCAGGACAGAGCAACUGAUGCUGCACUUCCAGAAAUUGAGAUACAUUCUAAUUAACAAUGUUAUAUACUCAUAAAUAAACUUCAAAUAUUCAAAAA